UUCUUCGACACGCUCACGCCCGAGGCCACAGUGUACAUGAUCAUUGCCAUCAACGGCGUGGUUUUCCUCAUGUGGCAGUCGGCGAACGGCAAAAUGCGCAGCUUCCAGGACACAAAGAUGCUGCGGUGGAUGACGGCCAACUUCACAACCAUGUGGAUGAACCUCCGCGAAGGUCGCAUCUGGACGCUGAUCACGCCAGCGUUCUCGCACGUCGACACGAUGCAUCUUUUGGUCAACAUGUUCGUUCUAUACUCGUUCGGAACCGACAUUGCGAAGAUGCUGGGCCCCAAGCGCUUUAUUGCAUUUUACUUGGGUGCUGCGUUCUGCGGUAACUUGAUUAGCGCCGUGAUUCGCGGGAUUGUGCUGCCGUAUAAUACCGGCGAUCUGCGCACCAUGGUGCAGCCGUCGCUGGGUGCGUCGACGUCGGUCGUGGGCAUCACGACGCUGUUUGCGUGCUUGUAUCCGCAUGCCAGGCUGCUUCUGUUCUUUGUGGUGCCGGUGCCGGCGUGGCUGGCGACCGUGGGAUUCAUUGGCUGGGACAUGACGAAUCUCGUCCGGUCCGGCAGAACAAAGACCGAUGGCGCUGGGCAUCUUGGCGGCGCCGCUGCUGGCCUCGCCUACUACUGGUUCCGCCUGCGC
This is a messenger RNA of Kickxella alabastrina, 639 nucleotides long. RefSeq lists its product as uncharacterized. Lineage: Eukaryota; Fungi; Kickxellomycota; Kickxellomycetes; Kickxellales; Kickxellaceae. The record is from RefSeq and is a predicted model, not a curated record. Gene Ontology annotation, cellular component: membrane. Gene Ontology annotation, molecular function: serine-type endopeptidase activity. The transcript has a single exon. The annotation marks the transcript as partial.